GUAAUUCGUGAUUUUAUCGGCCCCGUAUGAAUUAUUUGCUAUUAUAUUCAUUAAUCAGUGUUUGAAUAUUUUAUAAACUUGUGAGAUAUCCAAAAACAUUCACACACGUGUACUUACAUGGUGAAAACUUAAACAUGUGAAAAUUACAAAAUCCACAUCAAAGCUUAGUCGGUGAUUGCUAUUAUCGUGCUGCAUAAUAGCGAAGAAAGUAGGAGAAAGGAAUAAAAACCGGCACGAGUUUAUUUUGGUAUCGAUCGACGAGGUUAUGUACGAGCAAGACAAUUGGUGCGUUGGUAAGCAGUUGCCGCUACUAAGCCGAUAAUUUUGUUGUAGUUGCCGAAUUAGCAACAACAAUGCCGCAGAACGAGUACAUUGAACGUCAUCAAAAGCUUUACGGUAGGAGACUUGACUAUGAGGAGCGCAAGAGAAAACGCGAGGCGCGCGAGCCGCACAAACGCGCUGAGAAGGCUCGAAAAUUACGUGGUAUUAAGGCUAAAAUCUUCAACAAGGAGCGCCGCAAUGAAAAAAUUCAGAUGAAAAAGAAAAUCAAAGCACACGAGGAAAGAAAUGUCAAACAAAACACAGAAAAGGUUUCCGAAGGAGCUGUGCCCGUAUAUCUUCUCGACAGAGAUGUACAAUCACGCGCUAAAGUACUAUCGAACAUGAUCAAACAGAAACGGAAGGAAAAAGCCGGUAAAUGGGACGUACCAAUACCAAAAGUUAGAGCACAGGCUGAUGCGGAAGUCUUUAAGGUUCUCAAGUCUGGUAAAUCAAAGCGCAAAGCAUGGAAACGUAUGGUCACUAAAGUCACAUUUGUAGGAGAGAACUUUACACGAAAGCCUCCAAAGUUUGAAAGAUUCAUUAGACCCAUGGCACUACGGUUUAAGAAGGCACAUGUGACACAUCCAGAAUUAAAAGCUACAUUCUGUUUACCAAUUAUUGGAGUAAAGAAAAACCCUAGUUCUCAGAUGUAUACGAGUCUGGGGGUCAUUACCAAGGGUACUGUUAUCGAAGUGAAUAUAUCUGAGCUCGGAUUGGUGACACAAGCUGGGAAAGUUGUAUGGGGAAAGUAUGCUCAAGUAACGAACAACCCGGAGAACGAUGGCUGCAUUAAUGCUGUACUUUUGGUUUAAAUUUAUUACUGCUGUAUUGUUUAAUGAUGAUGUAUAAUAAAACCUGUUGCAAAUCUGUAAUGUUUUAUUUUUU
Hyposmocoma kahamanoa is the source of this 1206-nucleotide messenger RNA. RefSeq names its product ribosome biogenesis protein NSA2 homolog (gene Ip259). Lineage: Eukaryota; Metazoa; Arthropoda; Insecta; Lepidoptera; Cosmopterigidae. Gene Ontology annotation, cellular component: nucleolus; preribosome, large subunit precursor. The record is from RefSeq and is a predicted model, not a curated record. Bases 354 to 1133 code for a protein of 259 amino acids. The transcript has a single exon. Gene Ontology annotation, biological process: maturation of 5.8S rRNA; maturation of LSU-rRNA.